UUUCAAAGCAGUUUGCGCCGAGUUACCGACAAAUUAAUAAUUCUGUAGGCGUUGCGUAUAUGUUUCAUGUUUACUUUUAGUUUUAUGUAUCUUUUUCGAUGCUAUACGCGUAUAUGUUGUUGAAAUUGUUGCUUUAGUAUAUACAUAGUUAUAAUUUAGUAUUUUUGUUAUAGAUACUCCACAGUCAGAUAGUAAUCAGACAAAAUGUUAAAGUUCGUUUUAUUACUAAGUUUUGUUGCGGUUGCCUUGGCCGAACCAUCCAUUUAUUUCAAAGAUUACUUCGCAAAAAAUGAUUGGGAAAAAAGGUGGUUAACUUCAGAGUCAAAAGACGAUUUUGGAAAGUUCAAAUUAACGGCUGGAAAGUUUUAUAAUGAUGAAGAACAAGAUGCUGGACUUCAAACCACUCAAGAUGCCAGGUUUUAUGCCGUUUCAUCAUCAUUCGAUUCCUUUUCAAAUAAAGGGAAGACCCUUGUAGUGCAAUUUUCAGUUAAACAUGAACAAAACAUUGACUGUGGAGGUGGUUAUGUCAAACUAUUCCCAGGAACAUUGAACCAAAAGAAAAUGACAGGAGAUUCCGAAUAUAACAUUAUGUUUGGCCCAGACAUCUGUGGUCCAGGUACCAAAAAAGUUCAUGUUAUUUUCCAAUACAAAGGAAAGAACUUGCUCAUUAAGAAAGACAUCCGUUGCAAGGAUGAUGAAGCAACCCACGUAUACACACUCAUUGUGAAGCCCGACAAUACAUACGAGGUGCUGAUUGACAACACUGUAGCUCAAACUGGCGGCCUAGAAGCCGAUUGGGACUUCCUUCCUGCUAAAGAAAUCAAGGAUCCAGAAGCUUCCAAGCCAGAAGAUUGGGAUGAUAGAGAAAAGAUUCCUGACCCAACUGACACCAAACCAGAAGAUUGGGAGAAGCCAGAGCACAUUGCUGACCCAGAUGCCAAGAAACCAGAAGAUUGGGAUGAUGAGAUGGAUGGUGAAUGGGAGGCACCAAUGGUUGAUAAUCCAGAGUACAAGGGUGAAUGGGAACCCAAGCAGAUUGACAACCCAGAUUACAGUGGAAAAUGGGUUCACCCAAUGAUCCCUAACCCUGAAUAUGUGGCUGAUGAUGAACUUUAUGCUUAUGAUGACUUCGGUGUUAUUGGUCUGGACUUGUGGCAGGUGAAAUCUGGAACCAUUUUCGACAAUUUCCUGAUGACUGAUGAUGCUGACUUCGCGAAAUCUGAAUGCGAGAACAUUCUCAGCACAACUGUGAAGGGAGAGAAGAAAAUGAAGGAUGCUCAUGAUGAGGAGGAGAGGAAGAAGAGGGAGGAAGAAGAAAAGAAGACUGCCGAAGAAACUGAUGAAGAGGAUGCAGACGCUGAUGCAGAUGAGCUUGAUGAAGAUGAGGAAGAUGCAACUGAUAUGGAUGAAGAUUCAACUGAGGCUGAUGAAACAGAAGAUGCCAUUGAACAAGAAUCAGCUGGAAAAGAUGAAUUAUAAAAUGUUCCAAAAUUUUCAUCACUUUGUGCAAGCGAUACUUCUGUUAUGACAAAAUCUUCAAAGACACAAAUAUCCCACCCUGCAGCCUAUUUGAAACUGGCCAUUGACCAUAACUUGCAUGUCAACGCAUUUCUACUUUUGAAAGAGUUAAUUUCUAUUUCUUGUUUCGAUCCUAUGCUCUGAUGCUAACUUAUGCAGUACAAUGUAUCUUGGAGCACUUUUAGGCAACCCAAGAGCCUGGAAAAUUCCACAACCACAUUUGAAGCAUACCUACGUAAAAUCGUGUUUUCAAUGUAAUUUAUUGUGAAUUUACACACCACAAACCGUUUAUUUUGAAACUGGAAAGCUAUAAAAUAUAUUUAAAACUUUUACA
Molecule: messenger RNA, 1852 nt
Organism: Ciona intestinalis (vase tunicate)
Lineage: Eukaryota; Metazoa; Chordata; Ascidiacea; Phlebobranchia; Cionidae
Source: RefSeq, a predicted model, not a curated record